Molecule: messenger RNA, 2116 nt
Organism: Heterocephalus glaber (naked mole-rat)
Lineage: Eukaryota; Metazoa; Chordata; Mammalia; Rodentia; Bathyergidae
Source: RefSeq, a predicted model, not a curated record
ACCCCGGGGGCGACGGCGGCUGGGACGGCAGGACGAGGCCCAGCGGCCUGAGCGCGCUCUUCAGCCCUCCUCCGGGGCCUCCGCGGGCUUUGACUGCCCCCGCGCCCAACUUUUGCCCCUCUCCCCCACCCCUCCCCCGAAACUCCAGCAACAAAGAAAAGUAGUCGGAGGAGGACUGGGCGCUGCCGGCUGGGCCGUCCCUCCGCGCCGAGGAAGGCCGAGUACAAUGGCCACCCAGGUGAUGGGGCAGGCGUCUGGAGGAGCUGGGCUGUUUACCAGCAGCAGCAACAUGGGCAUGGCUCUGCCUAAAGACAUGUAUGAGCUGCAUGACCUCUCCAAAGCUGAACUGACUGCGCCUCAGCUCAUCAUGUUGGCCAAUGUGGCCCUAACUGGGGAAGUAAAUGGCAGCUGCUGUGAUUACCUGGUUGGUGAAGAAAGGCAGAUGGCAGAAUUGAUGCCUGUUGGGGAUAACAACUUCUCAGAUAGUGAUGGAGAAGGACUGGAGGAGUCUUCUGAAGUAAAGGGUGAACCUGAUAAUGGACUGGAGAAUGUGGAACUGAGGAAUCUGGAGCUCAGUGUUGUAGAACCACAACCUGUAUUUGAGGCAUCAGCUGCUCCCGAGAUUUACAGCUUAAAUAAAGAUCUUCCUCCUGAAACACCUGGAACAGAGGACAAAUGCAAGAACUUGAAAACCAAACCAUUUCGCUGUAAGCCAUGCCAGUACGAAGCAGAAUCUGAGGAGCAGUUUGUGCAUCACAUCCGAGUUCAUACUGCCAAGAAGUUUUUUGUGGAAGAAAGUGCAGAGAAGCAAGCCAAAGCCAGGGAGUCUGGUGCUUCCGCUGCCGAGGAGGGAGAUUUCUCAAAGGGCCCCAUCCGCUGUGACCGCUGUGGCUAUAACACCAAUCGGUAUGAUCAUUACACCGCUCACCUGAAGCACCACACCAGAGCUGGGGAUAAUGAGCGAGUGUACAAGUGCAUCAUUUGCACGUACACAACCGUCAGCGAGUACCACUGGAGGAAACACCUGAGGAACCACUUCCCUAGGAAAGUGUACACUUGUGGCAAAGGCAACUAUUUUUCAGACAGAAAAAAUAAUUAUGUCCAGCAUGUCCGCACUCACACAGGAGAAUGCCCAUAUAAAUGUGAACUUUGUCCUUAUUCAAGUUCUCAGAAGACUCAUUCAACUAGACAUAUGCGCACUCAUUCAGGUGGGAAACUAUUUAAAUGUGAUCAGUGCAGUUAUGCGGCCUCUAAUCAACAUGAAGUAACUCGCCAUGCAAGACAGGUUCACAAUGGUCCUAAACCUCUUAAUUGCCCUCACUGUGACUACAAAACAGCAGAUAGAAGCAAUUUCAAGAAAUAUGUGGAGCUCCAUGUUAACCCUCGGCAGUUCAAUUGCCCUGUAUGUGACUAUGCAGCUUCUAAAAAGUGUAAUCUCCAGUAUCAUUUCAAAUCCAAGCACCCUACUUGUCCUAAUAAAACAAUGGAUGUCUCAAAAGUGAAACUAAAGAAAACCAAAAAACGAGAGGUUGACUUGCCUGAUAACAGUAUUACUAAUGAAAAAACAGAAACAGAACAGACGAAAACAAAGGGGGAUGUGACUGGGAAGAAAAAUGAGAAAUCUGUAAAAGUGGAGAAAAAAGAUGUUUCAAAAGAAAAAAAGCCUUGUAGCAAUGUCUCAGUGAUCCAGGUAACUACCAGAACUCGCAAAUCCGCCACAGAGACAAAAGAGAUGGAUGUGCACACAGGAAAUAAUUCGGAAAAACCCUGUAAAACCAAGAAAAGCAAAAGGGAGCUGGAAGCUGAAGCCCAAUCUUCGCGUAAUCCUGUGAAUGAGGAGGAACCUAUAACAAAAAGGAAGAAGAAAGUAGGAAGCAAAUCCAAAAAAGGUCAGGAGGUGCCAAAGGGUGACAACAAAGUAGAGGAAAAUAAAAAGCAAAAUACCUGUGUGAAGAAGAGUACAAAGAAGAAAGCUCUGAAAAGUAAAUCAAGUAAGAAAAGCAGCAAGCCUGCUCAGAAGGAGCCUCCUCAGAAGGAGGCUGCUGCCAAGGGGCCUGCGGUGAUUGGGCUGCCUCUGGAUCCUGCGCGGGCGGUCACCAGCCAGGGCACAGGCUGA